Messenger RNA from Cajanus cajan (pigeon pea), 2257 nucleotides. RefSeq names its product serine carboxypeptidase-like 45. Gene Ontology annotation, biological process: proteolysis. Gene Ontology annotation, molecular function: serine-type carboxypeptidase activity. The record is from RefSeq and is a predicted model, not a curated record. Gene Ontology annotation, cellular component: vacuole. Lineage: Eukaryota; Viridiplantae; Streptophyta; Magnoliopsida; Fabales; Fabaceae.
GCUACUUGAUAACCGAGACGAGGUUUCUUAACAAAGAAGGAUCGUGAAAUUUGCAAGUGUUCAGAAAUAUACAUUGUCCUGUUUUCAAACACCAAGUCUAAGUGCAUUGAAGCCCAUUUUGCAGAGAAAACAAAAGAUAAUAUAUAGUAAUCUAUAAGAGCAUUAAUAUCAAUAUGAAAGCAAACAAAAUAUCUAUAAAAGAUUAAGGGAUCAGAUAUUAAAAACAUUCAUGGAAGAACACAAAUUUUGGAAAAUAUAAACAUUACAUCUGAAUUUAUGCAGAUUUAAUAGAACAUGUUUGUUAUAUAAAUAUAAAUAGGAACAUAAUCAUUUGUUGCUAGCUAGAAUUUGAUCAUUAAAUGCUAGUUAGAGCCCUUGGUUAGCUGCCUAUAGAUAAAAGAAGUGUAUUGUAUUUUCCACUGACUAAUAGAAGUAUAUUGUUCAGUUCAUUGAUCUCUCUGUUUCUCUUGUCUGUCUCUCUUUAUCCUUUAUGGUCUGUUCUUUUUCCCUCUUCCUCGCUUUCCCUUUCUUUCUUUCUCUUUUCCACCUAAAUCCUUUAUCUAUAAAGUUGAUAGUAGCAUUCAUGAUGAAGAAGCUUCUGACUUGAGUUUUGACUUGAGCUUCUCAGUCAGAAUGUUUGACCGGGCGUGGAUGUUGAUAAUAAUGACGACGGUUGCAACUUCAGUGCUCAUGGUUAGGUCAUUUCCCGAAGCUGAUAAGGUAAAAUCCUUGCCCGGCCAGUCAGAUGUUUCCUUCCAACAAUUUGCUGGCUAUGUAGCAGUGGAUGACAAUAAUAACAGAGCUCUCUUCUACUAUUUUGUUGAAGCACAAACCAACCCUGCUUCCAAGCCUCUAGUUCUCUGGCUAAAUGGAGGGCUGGGCUGUUCAUCCGUUGGAGUUGGAGCCUUCACCGAACAUGGUCCUUUUCUUACAAAUCAAGGACAGGCUAUCGUUCAAAACCAGUAUAGCUGGAACAAAGUGAAAGACAAUCCAUCUCUUUCCUUGGCAGUGGCAAACAUUUUGUACGUUGAGUCACCGGCAGGUGCUGGAUUCUCUUACUCUCUCAAUUUGUCGUUUUAUAAAACAGUGAACGAUAAGGUCACAGCCCGAGACAGUCUGGUUUUCCUGCAGCGCUGGUUUGCCAAGUUCCCAGAAUACACAAAUAGAGAUUUCUAUAUAACAGGAGAGAGUUAUGCAGGUCACUAUGUUCCUCAACUUGCUGAACUCAUUGUUAAGAGUAAAGUGAAUUUCAAUCUAAGGGGCAUAGCACUAGGAAACCCCCUUCUGGAUUUGGACACUGAUAUGAAUGCAGUUGAUGAAUAUUACUGGUCUCAUGGAAUUAUUAGCGAUUAUGCUUACAAAAUCAGUACCUCUCUAUGUAACUCGUCAAGAAGAUAUAGAGAAAACUUUAGUGGCCAUCAUUCUACUGAUUGUCUUGUUGCAGCUCAAAAAGUAUCGGAAGAAUAUUCUUCUACACUUCUCAUUGACAAAUAUUAUGUCAUUGGUGACAGAUGUCUUUCAUACAAUCUUUCUCAGGCAAGUUUUCUUAGUGAAAUGCUAAAUUUAGGAACGUUUCGCCUUAGGAAGUCGUCCCAUAAUGUGCAGCAAAUUGAAGAUCCUACUGACCAGAUGAAGCAGCCAAUUGAUGAGUGUAAUCUGAAAUAUUCAGAGAUGUACUUGAACAGAAAAGAUGUGCAGAAAGCCCUCCAUGCUCGCCUGGUGGGAACUACCGAUUAUCGUUUGUGCAACAAGAUUUUACAAACAAAUUAUGAGCGAUCGGACAUAGAGAUCCCAACAACUGAUGUUAUAGGCUUCCUUGUAAAAUCAGGUCUUCGAGUCACGGUUUACAGCGGGGAUCAAGACUCUGUGGUUCCAUUCAUGGGCACGAGAAGAUUGAUUGACGGACUGGCCAAGAAACUGGCACUUAAAACAACCCUGCCUUACACUCCCUGGAUUCUCGACAACCAGGUUGGAGGAUGGACACAAGUUUAUGGCAAUCAAGUGACGUAUGCGACAAUAAGAGGAGCCUCACACGAAACUCCAGCUACCCAACCAAGGAGAUCUUUUGUAUUGUUUAAUGCGUUUGUUGAAGGAAAACCACUCCCUAAAGCAUCAUAAUUCAAUAUGCUUGCUCAAUUGGUUCCCUAAGAGAACAACUGUCAUAUUAAUUUACCACUAUUCUUUCGGAUAUGUUUCUCCCAAAAUGCCGUUACCCAACAAAAAUAUGAAGUCAAAUUAGAAUAAUUUUUUUUAUAAA